Penicillium manginii is the source of this 1170-nucleotide messenger RNA. Its product is annotated as Zn(II)2Cys6 transcription factor domain-containing protein. Lineage: Eukaryota; Fungi; Ascomycota; Eurotiomycetes; Eurotiales; Aspergillaceae. Gene Ontology annotation, biological process: regulation of transcription by RNA polymerase II. Bases 1 to 1170 code for a protein of 389 amino acids. The record is from RefSeq and is a predicted model, not a curated record. The transcript has 3 exons. Gene Ontology annotation, molecular function: zinc ion binding; DNA-binding transcription activator activity, RNA polymerase II-specific.
AUGGCUGUCUGGAGUUGCGAUGAGGAGAGACCAGUCUGCUCCAACUGCGCCAAACGCCAUGCCGAAUGCGAAUACGGCUCAUCUAGCUCGCUCCUGUGGGCCAACGACGAGCGGCCGAGAGGCCCAUCCGAUCAAGACCGGGAUCGAGACCGUGAUCGAGAUCGUGACCGUGAUCGUGACUUGAUGCUAGGUACUUUCAGCAACAGCGGUAUGGGCUCAGUCUCCGUAUCAACAGGAAGCCCCGCCACAACCGCCGACACACUGGGUCUACUAAACCGCAUAUCCGACCCAACAUCAACAGCCCCAGUACUCAACCUGCCCGACCUCGAACUAAUGAUGCAAUGGUGUAACACGACCUUUCAAACGCUCUCUCGCAGCGAGCGAACAGACCCAGUCUGGCGCACCAAUCGCUACACCUGGCGCGAACAUCCAAAGACCCCCCCCUCACGCUCAGCAUACCUAACCCGCGCCGUCGCGCACCAAAACCAAGCCCUCGCCCUCUUCCGCGAGAUCCUGGGCGACAUCAACGAAAGCAACGCAAAAGCAAUGUUCGCCUUCGCAAGCAUGGUCGUCGUCUACACAUUCGGCUUUCCCGCACCUCCAGACGUCCAAGACCCCUGGACCUCAAUCGACGAUCUGUACCAAGUUCUCGUCCUGACGCGCGGUAUUCAACAAGUCAUCCGCUCUCCAGCCGAAUAUCUAAGCACGAGCACCUUCGCCCCAAUCCUGCAAGUAGAGCCCGUAUCCGCCCCGCUGCCCGCCGACGCAGCAGCAACAAUCAACCAGCUCCACGAAGCGAACGAAGUCUGCGGCUCAAGAAACGAGUCACAUGAAACGGAAAUCUACACCGCGACCAUCGACAACGUUGCCGAAAUGUUGGGCUGGGUGUAUGGCGGUAUGACUGCCAGUGUUAUCGCGGGCCGCUGGGCGAUUCGACUACCGGCGCGGUUUAUGGAAUUGCUUCGCGAGCGCGAGCCGAUGGCGUUGGUCAUGUUGGCGCAUUAUGGCGUGCUUUUGCAGGCGAUGAGGCAUCGGUGGUGCUUUGGAGAGUGGUGUCUUCGUGUUGCGAAGGCUGUUUGGGCUAUUCUUGAUGAGGAGUGGAGGCCUUUGAUUGAUUGGGCGAUGCGGGCUAUACUUGGUGCGAAUUAUAUUGAGCAGAUGGUUGUCUGA